AUGGAUGGUGAACACGUCCCUACGGGCGAAAAAAGCGAAAAAAGCUGCGAGGAGCUUAAUCGCAUCAAGUCCGAAACUGAAGGUACAGGAUUUUCUCCAAUUACCCACGUGGCGACCAAUGACGAGCAUCAUGAUGCGGCGGACAAGCGGCUAUCGAGACGUUCCCGCUCCCGCUCACAGUCUCUUGAGCGAAGCUGGUCAUUGAAUGACGGCGUGAGUAUCGGAGACGAGGAGCUUGAAGGCGAGGCGAACGAAGCGGGACAAGACGAGGAUGAAGAUCGGGAAUAUACCGUGCGCUGGGACGAGAAUGAUCCCAUGAACCCGAGAAAUAUGAGUAAAGCGAGGCGGUGGAUGAUAGUCGUCAUUGUUUCGUCUGGCUCUCUUUGUGUGACGUGCACGUCUUCAAUGUACACCACGACGUAUGUCCAGUUGAUGAAAGAAUUCAACUGUUCUCAAGAAGUGGCAACCCUGGGAUUGUCGUUCUUCAUUUGGGGACUAGGUAUCGGACCACUAUUUCUCAGUCCGCUGUCCGAGUUCUACGGCCGGAGAGUUAUCUACAUCACUUCUUUCUCAUUAUUUCUGAUAUGGCUGAUUCCCUGUGCGGUGGCAAAAAAUAUCGAGACUAUGCUGGUCUGCCGCUUUUUCAAUGGCCUAGCAGGAAGUGCUUUUCUCAGUGUUGCUGGUGGCACGGUAGGUGACAUGUUCGGUCGACAGGAAUUGGCAUUUCCCAUGAUGCUCUAUACUGCCAGUCCAUUCGUCGGACCCGAAGUUGGCCCUCUGGUCGGUGGCUUCAUCAACGAAUACACCAACUGGCGGUGGACAUUCUAUGUGUUGUUGAUAUGGACGGGGGUGCUGCUUGUUUCGAUAAUCUUUCUAGUACCUGAGACUUACCAUCCGGUACUUUUAAGACGCAAGGCCCAAAAACUUCGCAAGGAAACCGGGGAAGACCGAUACAUCGCUCCGAUUGAAAAAUUACACCGGUCUGUAGCGCAGACAGUCUUGCGAUCUAUGUAUCGGCCCAUUCUUCUGUUGGCACUAGAACCGAUGUGCUUGAGCCUCUGUAUAUUCUCGGCAAUCCUGCUGGGAAUUCUUUAUCUGUUCUUCGGUGCCUUUCAACUGAUCUUCGAACAUGUCUAUGGGUUUCCGCUAUGGCAACGGGGUCUAUGCUUCUUGGGUAUCUUUGUCGGUAUGGUUUUUGCCAUUCUUUCAGAUCCAAUCUGGCGCCGCAACUAUGAGCGACUGGAACGAAACUUUCAGAGCAAGAUAGGCCAGUCUGAUGAUUUUCAACCGGAAUGGAGACUUCCUUCAGCAAUCCUCGGCGGGCCUCUGGUCACUAUCGGACUUUUCAUUUUUGCAUGGACAGUCUAUGCUGACGUGCACUGGAUCGCUCCUAUCAUCGGCAGUGCUGUUUUUGGAGCAGGGGUCAUCCUGGUAUAUGCAGGCAUCUUCACAUUUUUGGUGGAUGCCUAUCCCACCUUUGCCGCUAGCGCUCUAGCAGCGAAUAGCUUCAUGCGUUCAAGCUUUGGAGGGAUAUUUCCUCUGUUUGGUAUCCAGAUGUACAACAAUCUUGGGUAUCACUGGGCGACUUCGCUGCUAGCCUUUCUCACCCUUGCCAUGCUUCCCUUUCCGUACAUCUUCUUCCGAUAUGGAAGUCGUAUUCGACAAAAGAGUCGCUUUGCCACCCAUCAAACGUGA
This is a messenger RNA of Penicillium odoratum, 1695 nucleotides long. Its product is annotated as MFS transporter. Gene Ontology annotation, molecular function: transmembrane transporter activity. The record is from RefSeq and is a predicted model, not a curated record. Bases 1 to 1695 code for a protein of 564 amino acids. Gene Ontology annotation, cellular component: membrane. Gene Ontology annotation, biological process: transmembrane transport. The transcript has 11 exons. NCBI's taxonomy places the organism in Eukaryota, Fungi, Ascomycota, Eurotiomycetes, Eurotiales, Aspergillaceae.